AUGCGCAGGGAAGCCAAGCUGGCCGCGAAGGACAGGGCGGAGAAUCGCGACAUGCGGGAGGUGCUGAAACGCGCUGCUGUCCGCUUGGAAGAUUGCGCGGCUAGCAUAAAGGGGGUGGUUGUGGACUCCAUGGAGAACGCCCAGAAGAAGCUGACGGACGAGGUCGCCCGUAAGAUCGACGGCGCGUCAUCCAACAUCGCGGGAACCGCCGAGAGAGCGAUCACCACAAGCGGCGUCACCAACUCUCUCAACAUCAUCAUCGCGAUGCUUUCCGGGCGUGACGCACCGCGACUAGUCACCGAUGGGCCGCAGGGGAAGGAGUCACACGAGGUCGCGGAGAAAGAGGCAGGGAAGAGGGUCGCGGAGAAAGAAACGGUGAAGAGGGAGACAGGGAAGAAGGCCGCGGACAAGGACACAGGUAAGAGGGUCGCGGACAAGGACACAGGGAAGGGUGAGAGCAGCAGGGGAGGGAAGCGGCAGAAAGGUCCCGUGGCGACUAGCGUCACAGAUCUCCUUAAGAUAGGGGGCGCGGUCGUCGUGCGUGCAGCGGGAACCGCCAGGGUGGAUGCGGCUGCCGGACCACCGCUUGCCCCCUCGGCGGUUGAAGCUGCUAAAGGCAAGGACAAGGUCGAGGACGCCCUGCCAAACACCACCCCCACCACCACCGCCAACACGACCGCGAUAGUGCCCGCGGCUGGUAACACCUCCGCGGUCGCUGAUGGACAGCCUGGACCCAGCUCCAUCGCCCCUGCAAUCCCCCCCUCUGCAUAUGUGAAGGCGAAGAAUCAGGGCCGCGGUGGUUGUAAGCCGCCUCCGGCCGCGUUGAAGGCGGAACACGAGGACGACGACGACUCAGACGAGAAUGAUGUUGUUGAGCUGGUGUGGCAGAGGUUCAUGGGGCCAAGCGACACCAGCGGCACUAGCGGCAAGCGCAAGGGCUGUGGUAUCCGCCCUCCGCCCAGGGGUGGAGAGGGGAUGGUGGGCGAACCAUGGCUGGGGGGGAGGCGUCGCUGGCUGGGACAUCACUCACUCCAGGAGGUGCAAUACCUGACCGCGAUCGCGGUCAUGUGUUACGACAAGAAGAUUGACCCCGGCCUCAAGCUGACUGCGCAGCAGAGGAGUGAGUGGGCCGAUGACAUCUCCGCGGCCGGGACGAUGUGCACCGGGCUAUUCGCCACCAUGCACCUCCGCAACCUUUGCGGCAAUGUUGACAGGUACCACCACAUGUUCAAGGCCUACCGCGACUUCACCCGUCCCGGUUCCACCCUCGGUAACGCGGUCGCUUGGGCAGCCGCGGUGGAAAAGGAGGCUGCAGACGAGGAGCCCGAUGUCACCGGGGACCAAGUGGGCCUGUUUGCUGGCGCGGUCGCGUGCGCCAUAGCCAUGGUGUGGGAGACCUGCAACGGUCUCGAUCUCGAGGGGGUCACGGAUGCUGGAUACGUCGCGGCGCAGUGUGCCGGCACUCCAGAAGAGAAGGCCCGUGGUCACGUAUCGAUUGUGACCGCGGUAUUCAAGUGGGCCAAGAAGGAGAGUGCUCGCAAACAAGCACCCGAGGUCACACCGAAACAGAUCGCGGAGAAGAUAGAGACCGCUGUGGUGAACCGCCUUGGUGCGUGA
This is a messenger RNA of Closterium sp. Naga37s-1, 1617 nucleotides long. The record is from the annotation of a GenBank genome assembly. NCBI's taxonomy places the organism in Eukaryota, Viridiplantae, Streptophyta, Zygnematophyceae, Desmidiales, Closteriaceae.